Xenopus laevis (African clawed frog) is the source of this 1422-nucleotide messenger RNA. RefSeq names its product cathepsin S. The record is from RefSeq and is a predicted model, not a curated record. The transcript is spliced from 8 exons. Bases 63 to 1121 code for a protein of 352 amino acids. Lineage: Eukaryota; Metazoa; Chordata; Amphibia; Anura; Pipidae.
GGAAUGCAAGAACCCCCCCCCCCCAGACAGAGUAGUAUAUAAAGCUUCAGGUUGGCUGCACGAUGGACUGUUGGAAAGUUCUCCUCCUUCUCACUGUGCAGUGCAUCAGGAAGACCAUGGGAACCUCCCUCGUCUGCAUUGUGACUCUGUUUUCCCUACUGAUCCCGGUUCAAUCGGCCCCUGAUCUCACGCUGGACACUCACUGGCAGAUGUGGGUUAAAAAACACCAGAAAACCUAUAAGGAUGUGGAGGAGGAACGUGCCAGACGAACCAUCUGGGAGGAGACACUGAAAUUUAUCACAGUCCAUAACUUGGAAUAUUCCUUGGGACUCCACACUUAUGACGUUGGAAUGAACCAUCUGGGAGAUAUGACAGGUGAGGAGGUGGCUGCAACAAUGACAGGUUGCAUCAGCUUAGACAAUUCCAGCAUGGCCAGCAUGACUGAGGUACCAAAAGAGAUAUUAGAGGCUCGGCCGCAUUCAUCAGUAGACUGGAGAACCAGAGGCUGCGUCACCAGAGUGAAAAACCAGCGAAGUUGCGGAUCUUGCUACGCUUUUGGUGCCGUGGGGGCUCUGGAAUGCCAGUGGAAAAAGAGAACGGGCAGACUGGUCUCAUUCAGCCCACAGGAACUGGUGGAUUGUUCCUCCAUUUAUGGAAACAAUGGCUGCAAUGGGGGACAUGUAUAUUCUUGCUUCAAAUACAUGAGGAGAUAUGGUUUAAUGACGGAAUCCACUUACCCCUAUAAAGGAAAGGAAGGAAGGUGCAAAAAAAGGAGGCGAAGUAAUUUUGGAAUGGUAAGGUGUUUCUACAGACUACCGUAUGGCAAUGAAAAAGCACUUAAGAAUGCUGUGGGAAGAGUAGGACCUGUGUCUGUUUACAUAGAUGCCGGCCAUGAGGGGUUCCGGAUGUACAAGUCAGGUGUUUAUUACGAUCCAUAUUGCACCAAAAUAAUAAACCAUGCUGUGCUUGUGGUUGGAUAUGGAAGAGAAAAUGGCAUGUCUUAUUGGCUGGUUAAGAACAGUUGGGGAACAUGCUAUGGAAACAGGGGAUACAUAAAAAUGGCCCGAAAUUAUAAUAACAAUUGUGGCAUUGGGCUGUAUGCUUUCUAUCCAGUGGUGUGAAGCCUGGGCCUGUCCGAGUAGAUGGGCCAAUGGUAUUUUAUCUGCAAGCAAAUUCUGCAUUUCAAUUCUUUUAUGUUCUUUUUUGUUUGCAUUUAUAAUGUCUAGAGUUUCCCUUCAGUUUAUUUCUGCUUAAAUGGAUAUUAGUCUACAAGAGCGAAGCUUACUGUGUACUGAAGACAUUGCACACGUCGGUAAAUAGCAGCUGAGGUUGAAAUCAAUUUCAACCUUUGGUCUAAGGGAAAUACAAUCUUACUAGUAGAUCUAUAUAUAGAACUAUAUAGCUGCAUGUAUACAUACAGAC